This is a messenger RNA of Phycodurus eques (leafy seadragon), 5854 nucleotides long. Its product is annotated as cyclin-Y-like protein 1. The record is from RefSeq and is a predicted model, not a curated record. Gene Ontology annotation, molecular function: protein kinase binding; cyclin-dependent protein serine/threonine kinase activator activity. Bases 667 to 1692 code for a protein of 341 amino acids. NCBI's taxonomy places the organism in Eukaryota, Metazoa, Chordata, Actinopteri, Syngnathiformes, Syngnathidae. Gene Ontology annotation, biological process: regulation of cyclin-dependent protein serine/threonine kinase activity; regulation of canonical Wnt signaling pathway. Gene Ontology annotation, cellular component: plasma membrane. The transcript is spliced from 11 exons.
UGGACGACAGCUGUCUUCCACUAUGCGUAAAAAUGAGAGCUAACAUGGGAUAUCAUUUCAAAAUUCAACUAGAGUACUUCUGUCUCCAGCCUCACUUAAACGUCAUUGGUUGUUUUUAUCUAUGUUUCGACCGUCUACGCUGGCUUUUAAUUGGGGCACAGUUUUCAGCUCCGGUAAAUAUAAAGUGAAGUCGAGGAUUGGAAUGGGAUGCGGAAGCUAGCCGCACAGCUACCCACGGGUCAGGAGAGAGCCGUGACUUUGUGUUUUUUGUCUCUACUAAGUAAGAUGACUGGACAUGGUUUACACUUUUAAACCUUUUACACCCAUGUUUGAAACGAUCCUAUAAUGCAGCAGUGCUGAAAUUGCUACGCACACACUCUGAACAUGUCAGCUGUUCAAGACAUGUCUGGUUUGUUUUCAUAUUUGUCAAACACUGUAGAACCUCCUUCUGCAAAGCUAAGCCACCUUUCGUUGAGGAGCCUUACACGCCGGCUGUACAUGUGUCUUACAUACUUAAACGGACCUUGACUUAAAGGAUAAUAGUUGAAGUCUUGUGAAUCAAGAAAUAGACUCAGAUGCUAUGUACAGUAUGUCACACUGAAAACUUGCAAGGUUGCAGCCACCCUGCAGCUAAGAUUCCUUGCCAGUUGCAUGGGAAAAUAAGAUAUGGGUGGCUCGGUGUCCUGUUGCAUCUCUGCGAGAGAGAGUCCCAAAAACCACAGGAGAGAUCUGGAGUUGGAGGAAUGUCCUUUCAGUGCACAGGAUGUGAGUGAGGACACUGGGACCUACCUGCAACACAUCAGUGACAGAGAGCUCCCAGAUGAGCUUGCUCAAGAGGCCAACCCAUCGGACCACCCCAGAGCCAGCACCCUCUUCCUCAAUAAGUCUCAGACGGAUGUGAGAGAGAAACGGAAAAGCAACUACAUAAACCAUGUGUCCCCUUGCCUCCUGUCAAGGAAGUACAGCUCCUGCUCUACAAUCUUCCUAGAUGACAGUACAGUCAGCCAGCCCAACCUCAAGAACACCAUCAAAUGUGUGGCCUUAGCCAUAUACUAUCACAUAAAGAACAGAGAUUCCAGUCGCUCACUGGACAUAUUUGAUGAGAGGAAACACCCACUUUCGCACGAGAAAGUUGCAGACAACUACUCGGCUGUGAACCCUGAGCACAAGCUUAUCUACCGCUUCAUACGCAUGCUGUUCAGCUCUGCACAGCUUACUGCCGAGUGCGCCAUUGUGACACUGGUGUACUUGGAGCGGCUGCUCACCUAUGCAGAGAUGGACAUCUGUCCUUCCAACUGGAAGCGCAUCGUUUUAGGUGCCAUCCUGCUAGCCUCGAAAGUCUGGGACGACCAGGCAGUAUGGAACGUCGACUACUGCCAGAUCCUCAAAGACAUCACUGUGGAGGACAUGAAUGAGAUGGAACGACACUUUCUUGAAUUGCUCCAGUUCAACAUCAACGUCCCAGCCAGUGUCUAUGCCAAAUACUACUUUGACCUGCGGUCCCUUGCCAAUGAUGACAACAACUUUGGCUUCUCCAUGGAGCCACUCAGCAACAAGCGGGCCCAAAAGCUGGAGGCGAUCUCCAGGCUGUGUGAGGACCGGUACAAGGACCUGAGUAAAACCUCUUUACGGAGGUCUGUCAGUGCAGAGAACCUGGGUGCUGUCAAGAACACAAAGGCAGUACUGUCCUAAUUUGAAACCCACAAGGGUCGCGGGCGUGCUGGAGCCUAUCCCAGCUGUCAUCGGGCAGGAGGCGGGGUACACCCUGAACUGGUUGCCAGCCAAUCGCAGGGCACAUACAAACAAACAACCAUUCGCGCUCACAGUCACACCUACGGGCAAUUUAGAGACUCCAAUUAAUGCAUGUUUUUGGGAUGUGGGAGGAAACUGGAGUGCCCGGAGAAAACCCACACAGGCACGGGGAGAACAUGCAAACCCCACACAGGCGGGGCCGGGGAUUGAACCCGGCUCCUCAGAACUGUGAGGCUGACGCUCUAACCAGUCGUCCACCGUGCCGCUUUGUUUUCAACAGUUAAGCGAAUAUUGACGUGAAAAGUGUGGCAUGCAUUUGUAUUUGGCGCCCGCUAAAUACAAUCCAAUGCAAUCCGUAGCCUCCAGAAGUCAUAAUUAGUAUGAGUAAAUGGAGUCCACCUGGGUGUAAUUUACUCUCAGUAUAAAUACACCUGUUCUGUAAAAACCUCAGUGGUUAGAGAAAACGAGUGAACAACAGGCGUCAUGAAGACCAAGGAACAGAGGCAUCAGGGAUAAAAUUGUGAAGAUGUUUAAAGCAGGGUUAGGUUAUAAAAAACAUCCCAAGAUUUGAACGUCUCAAGGAGCACCGUUGAACCCAUAAUCCCAAAAUGAUGGCCCAACUGCAAAUUUACCAAGGCAUGGCCGUCCACCUAAACAGACUGCACAAGUGAGGGGAGCACUGAUCAGAGAAGCAGACAAGAGGCCCAUGUUCACUCUGGAGGAGCUGCAGAAAUCCACAGCUCAAGUGGGAGUAUCUGUCCACUGGACAACUAUAAGGCGUACACUCCAGAAGUCUGGCCUUUACGUAAGAGUUGGCAGAAGAAAGUUGAAAGAAAGGCGUCACAAGUUCCAUUUGCCAUGUUGGGGAUGCCACAAAUGUGGAAGUUGUUGGUCAGAUGAGACCAAAGUUAAUUUUUUUGGCCUAAAUGCAAAGUGUUACAGUAUGUAUGGCAGAAAACUAACACUGCUCAUCACCCUGUACACACCAUCUACUGUGAAACACGGUGGUGGCAUCAUGCAGUGGGGAUGCUUUUCGUCAGCAGGGGCUAGGAAGCUGGUCAGCGUUGAUGGGUGAAUUGACAAAAUUAGUUAUAUUAACCUUUAUAAGGUUGAAUGUAUUCUUUGUGUAUUCUGUUGUUCCAUAACUCACUCCAGUGUGUCCACCUUGCUUAGCCAGUUAUCCUGUAGAACAGUAAGUCGAUAUCGAUAAGGAUGCUGCUGGAUGUUUAUGAACUUUCUCUCAUGGGAAUUUAUUCGAUCUGACUGAAGAAACUUCCUUUUAAUGUGUUUUUUGCGGUUUGGCUUCAGAGAUCGUGUGGUGGGUUGUAAGGAGCAUUAGGAACUCUAGCUGUCUGUCCCUCUCACCUCAUAUCACUUUGUCUGUAUGUGUACAUACAGUGGGUACGGAAACUUUUCAGACCCCCUUAAAUUUUUCACUCCUUGUUAUAUUGCAGCCAUUUGUUAAAAUCAUUUAAGUUCAUUUUUUCCUCAUUAAUGUACACACAGCAACCCAUAUUGACAGAAAAAAAAGUAAUUGUUGAAAUUUUUGCUGAUUUAUUAAAAAAGAAAAACUGAAAUAUCACACAGCCAUAAGUGUUCAGACCCUGUGCUGUGAUACUCAUAUAUUUAACUUGGGUGCUGUCCAUUUCUUCUGAUCAUCCUUAAAAUUGUUCGACACCUUCAUUGGAGUCCAGCUGUGUUUGAUUAUACUGACUGGACUUGGUUAGGGAAGCCACACACCUGUCUAUAUAAGCCCUUACAGCUCACAGUGCAUGUCAGAGCAAAUGAGAAUCAUGAGGUCAAAGGAACUGCCUGAAGAGCUCAGAGACAGAAUUGUGGCAAGGCACAGAUCUGGCCAAGGUUACAAAUAAAUUUCUGCUGCACUUAAGGUUCCUAAGAGCACAGUGGCAUCCAUAAUCCUUAAAUGGAAGAUGUUUGGGACGAUCAGAACCCUUCCUAGAGCUGGCCAUCCGGCCAAACUGAGCAAUCGGGGGAGAAGAGCCUUUGUGAGAGAGGUAAAGAAGAACCCAAAGAUCACUGUGGCUGAGCUCCAGAGAUGCAGAUGGGAGAAAGUUCUAGAAAGUCAACCAUCACUGCAGCCCUCCACCAGUCGGGGCUUUAUGGCAGAGUGGCCCGACGGAAGCCUCUCCUCAGUGCAAGACACAUGAAAGCCUGCAUGGAGUUUGCUAAGAAAACACCUGAAGGACUCCAAGAUGGUGAGAAAUAAGAUUCUCUGGUCUGAUGAGACCAAGAUAGAAAUUGUUGGCCUUAAUUCUAAGUGGCAUGUGUGGAGAAAACCAGGCACAGCUCAUCACCUGUCCAAUACAGUCUCAACAGUGCUGCAUGGUGGUAGCAGCAUCAUGCUGUGGGGGUGUUUUUCAGCUCCAGGGAAAGGACGACUGGUUGCAAUCGAAGAAAAGAUGAAUGCGGCCAAGUACAGGGAUAUCCUGGAUGAAAACCUUCUCCAGAGGGCUCAGAACCUCAGACUGGGCCGAAGGUUCAUGUUGGAUUUAUCUUGCCCAACAUUAUAAAAAAUAGACACAAAAGGAAUGAAGACGCUGGUUUCUUUUUCUCAUGAGGAGGGCGCAUGGGAGAUUGUUCAGAUUACAGCCUCUCAACACGCUCUAAACAAUCUCUCCCGUCGCUCCUGCAUUUAUUUGAAAAUAGGGAGGUUUCUAAGUUUACAAGACACAGCACACUAAGGGGAGGGUUUCAAGGUGAAAACAUGGCACCAACACCUGCCACGUCCCGGCCACGUCCUUCUCUCAGGUGAUUCCUGCUGAGUCAUCUUCUUGAAGGCGAGACAUCUUUCUUUCUAAAAAUUGUCCAUAAUACUAAUGCAAGCUAAGCAAAUAAAUGAUAACUUCUACAAUAUAUCCAACAGUUCACCUUCAAACAAGACAAUGACCCUAAACACACAGCUAAAAUACAGAAGGAGUGGGUUCAGAACAACUACGUGACUGUUUUUGAACGGCCCAGCCAGAGCCGUGACUUAAACCCAAUUCAACAUCUCUGAAAAGAAUUGAAAAUGGCUGCCCACCAACGUUUCCCGUCCAACCUGACAGAACUGUAGAGGAUCUGCAAGGAGGAAUGGCAGAAGUUCCCCAAAUCCAGGUGUGAAAAACAUCAUUCACAAAAAGACUCAUGGCUGUAUUAGCUCAAAAGGUUCCUUCUACUAAAUACUGCGCUAAGGGUCUGAAUACUUAUGGCUGUGUGAUAUUUCAGUUUUUCUUUUUUAAUCUGCAAAAAUUUCAAUAAUUCAGUUUUUUUCUGUCAAUAUGGGGUACCGUGUGUACAUUAAUGUGGAAAAAAAUGAACUUAAAUGAUUUUAGCAAAUGGCUGCAAUAUAAAAAAGUGACAAUUUUAAUGGUGUCUGAAUACAUUCCAUACCCACUGUAUUAUGUAAAAAGCACUUCGUAAUAAAACACUCACAAAGAUUCCUUUCUUAUUAUUUUUCAAAACAUGGGAAGAUGGAUGGAUCAUACAGGGCAAUCCUGGAAGAAAACCUGUUGGAGGCAGACUGGGAAGGAGUUAAAUCUUCCAGUAAGGCAUGCUAGACAUAAAGCCAGAGCUACAACGGAAUCAUUAAGAUCAAAGAAUAUUCAUGUGUUAAAUUGGCCCAGUUAAAGUUCAGACCUAAAUCCUAUUGAGCAUCUGUGGCGAGACUUAAAUCGCUGUGCAGAUGCUCUCCCUCCCAUCUGGCUGAGCUUGGGGUAUUUUGCAAGGAAAAAUGGACAAGAAUUUCUGAGUAGUGCAAAGCUGGUAAAGAAAUACCUCAACAGAAACAGCAAAAUGUGGCUUUAAGAAGUAUUGAUGCAGGGGAGCUGACUACAAAUUAACAAAUUUUUCAGAUGUUUUUUAUUUUUAUUUUAUUUUAUUUUUUUAUUUGCUUACAUUUUUUAAAAAUGUGCUUCAUUUCCGUUCCACUUUAUACUACUUUGUGUUGGUCGAUCACAUAAAAUCUCAAAUCCGUUUAAGUGUGCGGCUGUAAGGUGCCAAAAUGUAAAAUAGUUACAAGGUUAUGAAUGCUCCUUCAAGGCACUGUAUUUUGGCUGAAAUGUAACAGAUGCUAUUCAACUAAAAUAAAAAGGAGUAUUGUAGU